AUGUCCAGCAAUGCGUCAAAUCGCUUGACAAACUCCUUUGGUAUGGUUCCGUUCACGCAUCAUGAUGUCGCUCUCCUUGUUCACGAAGGCGCAUCUGUGCCGCCACUACCCGUAGAAUUCCUAGCAGGUCAGCAGAUUGAGCGUGCUGUUGGUGAUCAGCAGCAGAUUGAGCGCGGUCCUCAGCCGCAAAUUCAUGGACAGCCACAGGAGCUUCGUCGUCCAGUCAAUAAUGCACAUUUGUUGCCGCAGGUAGCUCAAAACAGCGUUUCCACUUCCGCGACCAACCUGCUCUUUCAUCAAUUUCGGCAGCCAUACGAUUUUCAGAGUUUAUUUAUGCAGGCCUGUCUCGCUGGAAAUGCCAGAGAUGUGGUGCAAACUGGAGCAGACGCAGUGCCCAUGGAGGAGGAAGUAGAAGCUGAAAAUAAUGAAGUUCAAGGGCAAGCAGUACCCGCUCGUGCGAAUUGGUUGCAUUCCUCAGAUGGGGAAGGAUUGCCUCAAGGAUUGCCACCUUUCACGGAGACUACCGAAUAUCUCCGGGUAUUCGAGCAAUCUCAUCAGAUAUCCGCCGGAGACAUUCGCAGUCAACUUGCUGGCCUCCCGCAGCUCAUUCCACUUGACGAAUUCGGCCGCUCCACCGCUCCGGUGGAUUCUUCAUCUUCAUCGGAUGGCAAUUUCUUCAAGGCCCCCCAAGAUCCCGAAGAGGACGCACUGAAACUCCCGGGCUCGCCCCAGCACAAACAACCUUCUGCCCUUGCUCCGGGUGUUUCCUCUGCCAAAAUACCACACGCCAAGGUCCUGCGAUUGCCCGUGGCAAUUCCUUGUUUUGACGGGGAUCAUUUCUCUCCUUUUGAAUGCCUUGCUCGUCACCAGAUGGAGUUUUUUGCGAAUCCAGCUGUAGGCGCUGCGGAGAUGCUUGCCAAGGGCCGGCCCGACAUUACCUCGAAGGUGGGUAUUCAGUGCAGUCACUGCGCUGCCGCAGAAGGUCCAGUGCAGAGUGAGAGUCCUCCAACCGCAACCUACCAAGCCUUCCCCUCGCGACUAAGCUCUCUCCGUGAGGUAUCCCUGGCUCUGACCAAGGUCCACCUUUGCGAGGCGUGUCCUCGGAUUCCACAGGAGGUUAGAAGUCAGCUGUUGGCACUUUUGCCCACUGUAGUAGCAACCCAGCAAGCGGAUCGGAUGAUGACAGAGGAAUAUACCCAUCAAGGUAGCCCAGAUUUCUGGGCGGUAGCUGCCUCAUCUCAGGGUAUCAUGGAGGUUCAGGAAGGUCUCUGCUUCUCGCCCGACCUGAUCUCCAAAAUAUCCAACCAUGGUGGCGAUGACAUGCCAGUGCCGCGGUAG
This is a messenger RNA of Seminavis robusta, 1338 nucleotides long. Lineage: Eukaryota; Bacillariophyta; Bacillariophyceae; Naviculales; Naviculaceae. The record is from the annotation of a GenBank genome assembly.